AUGUCUUUAGAUAUGCUGCUACAUGCGCUUGUGUCACUUUUGUUAGCCACCGGUGUCCAAUCGGUGGUAGAUCAUGAAGAUCGUCAGAUCAUCCUCACCGCUCAUGGAAUGAGUGUCGACGAUGUGGAGAAUCGUGUCGUCAUUCCAAUACAAGACGGUCGAAUUCCUCCAUUACCGUGUGUAAUGGCAAACGCUGGUGCACAUCAACAUGGUGAGACUUUCACAAAAAACAAUUUCCACUAUCAAUGUCAGAAUGGAACGGCUGAAGUUGUAGCUUGCAUAGCAGACGAUCAAUCAGUAAUCCAACUUGGCCGGACAUUUGUAAAGAAUGGAAUAAAGCAUAAAUGUAAUAUAGUUGGAGAUUCAGUUACUUAUGAACAGGAAGCGAUGUGCUUCGACAAUGGUAUUCACUACUCAAUCGGUGAUACAUUCCGUAACGGUUCAUUCCGACUCACAUGCGGACAAGAUGGGAUUAUUAUCGAAGGAUGUUACCUCCAGAACUCCGCCGAAUAUUUAAUGGCUGGCGAAUCUCGUAUAGUCGGUCGACAACGGCACGAAUGUGAAGUUCUUAGUGACGGCAGAGUACGAUAUCAGGUUAAAGUGAUCGGUUGUGUUCGAGAAGGUCAACACUACAACAUUGCUCAGGUGUUCACAGAUAAACACGUGCGUUAUCAAUGCAAGAAUGAUGGAUCAUUGGAUGUACUAGGUUGUGUGGAUGAAGGACUAUUUUUGGAUCUUGGACGUGAUCUACUUAUGAAUGGAAUGGUUCAUAGAUGUUAUCAGGUUGAUACCACAACAUUCUAUCACAAGUUCAACUGUGAAUAUGGUCGAUCAUUAUCCGAAUGUAUUGCAUCCAGUAGUUCCGGAAUGCGUGCAAGACGUUUACGCUAUUGGUGA
Necator americanus (New World hookworm) is the source of this 897-nucleotide messenger RNA. RefSeq lists its product as uncharacterized. Lineage: Eukaryota; Metazoa; Nematoda; Chromadorea; Rhabditida; Ancylostomatidae. The record is from RefSeq and is a predicted model, not a curated record. The transcript is spliced from 8 exons. The coding region runs from base 1 to 897 and encodes 298 amino acids.